AUGGCCCCGUUCCAGCAGCUCAAGAAGGCUCUGGAAAAGCGCUUCCCGGGACGCCUGGACAUGAGCGGCCAAGGGACCCGCGAGGUGACCGGUUGGUUCGAGGUGACCGUGGGCGGCCGCCUGGUGCACUCCAAGAAGAACGGGGACGGCUUCGUGGACACGGACGCCAAGCUGCAGCGGAUCGUGGCCGCCAUCGAGGCGGCCCUGGCCUAGGAGCGGCGUUCCCGGCGCGCGGCCGCCCGCUCGGUGACGGGAUCGGCCGAAACGUCCCAGGACACGAGGCCCUUCCCCGAUGGCUGCGGGCGCCGGCCGCCGCCUUCCCGCGCCGCUCCGCCGCAUUCCCCGAGCUCGGAAUGUGGGAAAAGGGAUAAACCUGGAGAAACUGCCCUGGCGACGCCGAUUUCCACACGGGAAUGGGGGAUUUCCACACGGGAUAUGCGGGAGAGCGGUGGCAGCGCCGCAUUCCGCACACAGCCCGUCCCGCGGAUGCCCAUGGGAUUCCCUCGGCGGGAAUAAAACACUGG
Messenger RNA from Nothoprocta perdicaria, 524 nucleotides. RefSeq names its product selenoprotein W (gene SELENOW). Bases 1 to 213 code for a protein of 70 amino acids. The transcript is spliced from 4 exons. The record is from RefSeq and is a predicted model, not a curated record. NCBI's taxonomy places the organism in Eukaryota, Metazoa, Chordata, Aves, Tinamiformes, Tinamidae. Gene Ontology annotation, cellular component: cytosol. Gene Ontology annotation, biological process: response to selenium ion.